This is a messenger RNA of Mizuhopecten yessoensis (Yesso scallop), 2010 nucleotides long. Its product is annotated as stress protein DDR48-like. The record is from RefSeq and is a predicted model, not a curated record. Bases 1 to 2010 code for a protein of 669 amino acids. The transcript is spliced from 3 exons. NCBI's taxonomy places the organism in Eukaryota, Metazoa, Mollusca, Bivalvia, Pectinida, Pectinidae.
AUGGGUACUCCAGGUAAACCUUACACUGGGUACCUCAGGAAACCUUACACUGCGUACCUCAGUUAUGGUAGUGAUGUUGUUGGUGAUAGUUAUGGUAGGGAUAUCGUUGAUGACGGUGAUAGUUAUGGUAGUGAUUUCGUUGAUGACGGUGAUAGUUAUGGUAGUGAUGUCGUUGAUGACGAUGACAGUUAUGGUAGUGAUGUUGUUGGUGAUAGUUAUGGUAGUGAUAUCGUUGAUGACGGUGAUAGUUAUGGUAGUGAUGUCGUUGCUGACGGUGAUAGUUAUGGUAGUGAUGUCGUUGAUGACGAUGACAGUUAUGGUAGUGAUGUUGUUGGUGAUAGUUAUGGUAGUGAUAUCGUUGAUGACGGUGAUAAUUAUGGUAGUGAUGUCUUUGAUGCCGGUGAUAGUUAUAUUAGUGAUGUCGUUGGUGACAGUAAUAGUUAUGGUAGUGAUGUCGUUGGUGACAGUUAUAGUUAUGGUAGUGGUGUCGUAGGUGACAGUGAUAGUUAUGGUAGUGAUGUCGUUGAUGCCGGUGAUAGUUAUAGUAGUGAUGUCGUUGGUGACAGUAAUAGUUAUGGUAGUGAUGUCGUUGAUGCCGGUAAUAGUUAUGGUAGUGAUGUCGUUGGUGAUAGUAAUAAUUAUGGAAGUGAUGUCGUUGAUGACAGUAAUAAUCAUGGUAGUGAUGUCGUUGAUGACAGUAAUAGUUAUGGUAGUGAUGUCGUUGAUGCCGGUAAUAGUUAUGGUAGUGAUGUCGUUGGUGAUAGUAAUAAUUAUGGAAGUGAUGUCGUUGAUGACAGUAAUAAUCAUGGUAGUGAUGUCGUUGAUAACGGUGAUAGUUAUGGUAGUGAUGUCGUUGCUGACGGUGAUAGUUAUGGUAGUGGUGUCGUUGGUGACGGUGAUAUUUAUGGUAGUGGUGUCGUUGGUGACGGUGAUAUUUAUGGUAGUGGUGUCGUUGGUGACGGUGAUAGUUAUGGUAGUGAUGUCGUUGAUGACAGUGAUAGAUAUGGUAGUGAUGUCGUUGAUGACAGUAAUAGUUACGGUUGUGAUGUCGUUGAUAACGGUGAUAGUUAUGGUAGUGAAGUCGUUGAUGACGGUGAUAGUUAUGGUAGUGGUGUCGUUGGUGACGGUGAUAGUUAUGGUAGUGAUGUCGUUGAUGACAGUGAUAGAUAUGUUAGUGAUGUCGUUGGUGACAGUAAUAGUUACGGUUGUGAUGUCGUUGAUGACGGUGAUAGUUAUGGUUGUGAAGUCGUUGAUGAUAGUAAUAGUUAUGGUAGUGAUGUCGUUGAUGACAGUAAUAGUUAUGGUAGUGAUGUCGUUGGUGACAGUGAUAGUUAUGGCAGUGAUGUCGUUGAUGACGGUGAUAGUUUUGGCAGUGAUGUCGUUGUGACGGGGAUAGUUAUGGUAGUGAUGUCUUAUGGUAGUGAUGUCGUUGGUGCCGGUGAUAGUUAUGGUAGUAGUUAUGGUAGUGGUGUCGUUGGUGACGGGGAUAUUUAUGGUAGUGGUGUCGUUGGUGACGGGGAUAGUUAUGGGAGUGAUGUCGUUGAUGACAGUGAUAGAUAUGGUAGUGAUGUCGUUGGUGACUGUAAUAGUUACGGUUGUGAUGUCGUUGAUGACGGUGAUAGUAAUGGUAUUGAAGUCGUGGAUGACGGUGAUAGUUAUGGUUGUGAAGUCGGUGAUGACAGUAAUAGUUAUGGUAGUGAAGUCGUUGAUGUGGUUGUGAAGUCGUUGAUGAUAGUAAUAGUUGUGGUAGUGAUGUCGUUGAUGACAGUAAUAGUUAGGGUAGUGGUGUCGUUGAUGACGGUGAUAGUUGAUAGUUAUGGUAGUGAUGUCGUUGGGGACAGUAAUAGUUACGGGUGUGAUGUCGUUGAUGACGGUGAUAGUAAUGGGAGGGAAGUCGUUGAUGACGGUGAUAGUUAUGAUAGCGAUGUCGUUGAUGACGGUGAUAGUUUUGGCAGUGAUGUCGUUGUGACGGGGAUAGUUAUGGUAGUGAUGUCGUUGGUGAGGUUGUGA